This is a messenger RNA of Acytostelium subglobosum LB1, 4440 nucleotides long. RefSeq lists its product as hypothetical. Bases 1 to 4440 code for a protein of 1479 amino acids. The transcript has 3 exons. Gene Ontology annotation, cellular component: nucleus. The record is from RefSeq and is a predicted model, not a curated record. Gene Ontology annotation, biological process: chromatin organization. NCBI's taxonomy places the organism in Eukaryota, Evosea, Eumycetozoa, Acytosteliales, Acytosteliaceae.
AUGUCAGGUGACACAAAUCAAGGGGUAACAUCUGCAGACAAUGAGUUCAAAUCACUAUUGUUGUUGAUACUUCAAUCAAAGAUACAAUUGUCAUUGGUUGUACAAUGGAUAUCAUCAACCAAGACACCAAAGUAUUCGUCAUCCAAUGAUUAUACAUCUAUAAGGGAGUUGAAUCAGAGAUCACCAGUAUCAUUUGCACAGUACUAUAUAGAGGAGUUAAAGACAUUGUUCAAUGCAUUGAUGUUUAAACAUUCAACUCCACUGGGGAGUGGGCAGUUGACUGCCACGCCAACUUUAACAGUGCCCACCGCCACAACACCAAGUAGUAAUGACUUUCCUCCAUUGUCCGCGCCAAUACAACAUCGCAAGUCAGCAUCAUCUUCAAAUAAUAAUCAACAACAACAACAAGGUGGACAACAUGUGGAUGCCAAGAGUGAUGCCUGGCAGACGAUCCAAAAGGAUCAAUCAGACCAGGUGGAUGCGGCAGUAGAGAUAUACUGCUCAAUAAUGUUUAACAGAUUAUAUACGAGCACGAUGCUCACAGAGUUCAACUUCCUACUGAUGAUCUUGUCGGCAAUACAACGAAUCACUGGCACUGGCGGUGGUAGUGGCUGUGGUGGCAGCGGCCAACACUCAAAGGCUUCGAUGGUGGCCACUCUAUCCACACUUGACCAAUCACUCUUUCCAUCUGUGGCAUGGGCACUUCACUUUUGUCUCCGAGCGCUAAACAAUCUACAACCACUACUCGUCCUGCUUCAUCCCAAGCUACUGUUACAGUUAUCUGAUAACAAGAUAGUUGAACAAUACGAUCAACACUUGUCUCAAUCACUCAAGGCAAGUGCGAAUAGGGUCAUGGAGGAGAACAAACAAUCAUUGAGCGCAAGGAAGAAGUCAUCAAGAAUGAUCUCACCGUUCAGGACUCAAGGCGAGACCGAUCCAUAUCAGAAGAUGUUCAGAAAGACUGAGGACCCCAAUCGCCAGAAGUGUCUGGAUGAGUUCCAUGACUUGAUCAGAGUGUUCCAGGCAACGCCAGGCUCCAUCAGUACUGGUGGAGCAACAACGACAACAUCAUCAUCCAUUGAUAUGCUCUCAUCACGUGUGGAUAAGUUCUUCAAUCAAUUACUCAAUCGUAAGAAUAUUUGGUGGUUCUGUGACUUCUUCAUUGAUCAGUAUCAACAGUGCUGCCAGCUGGACAUUGAUGAGCAACAACAACAGCAGCAACAGCAUUACACUCCAUCCGAGCUCGCCACCUCUGGCACCAACAAAGAGCAAUCACCAUGGAAUCAAGAGAGGAUGAUGUUACUUCAGAAGCGUAUGGAGCAAGGUGGAGCCAUCCAUCUCUCGCCCUCGCCAUCACCCUCGCCCUCACUUGGGGGCGGUAAUAGUACAAUCAAUAAGCAAGGCAACACAACGAGCGCAACAACAACUUCGACGACAAGUAAACCAAACACAGCCACUCCUACACCAACGAGUGGAAAGCAGAAGAAAACGAUAAUACCAUUGAAUCAACUUCAUUUGGUGUAUCAACCUACGACGGCGACAACGACGACGACAAAGCCAGCAGCAACAGCAGAGACACAACAACCUCAACCAUCACAUCCAGCAAUGCAUCGUAAUCAUGAUCAGCAACAUAGGUAUCAAGGCAGGCAUCACUAUGGUGGUGGUGGACAUCAGAGUGGCGGUGGACAACAGAGUAGUAGCAGCAGCGCACCCAGCCACAGCCAUCAGACCUCACCAAACACAUUCGCCCGUCUCCUUUCAUUCUUCAACAUUAAGGAACAGUUCUUUGCCAACUUCAUCCUGGCGCACAAUGACUUCCAAUUCUACCACCACUUGCAGGCCAGCCUUGUGGACAAGUUCAACACACUCCAGACCUGCCAAUGCAGCAACGUCAACCACAAUCACGGCGACUACCACGAUCGCAUCAGUCAUCUCCAAAGCCUGGUGCGCCUCAUGACCCUGCUGCACCUUCUGCCCACCGAGACGUACCACAAGAGCUCGUCAUGGCAGUCACCAUCAUUCGCAGACAUCAGCACGCGAUGCAAUGCACUUCCGCCACCCGUUGACUGGCGCACACUGCUCCUGAACAGCAUGACGUCCGAGACCAUGGUGGUGGGCAUCCCCUGUGUCGUCCAGUUCCUCAAGAUGGCGGACAAUGUCACGCGUGAGACCCCGCUCUUCCAGGAGCUCACGAACAUCCUCAAGAACAUCUACAAUCUGCCCAGCGUCAUUCCUACGCCCGGCAACCAUUCAUCAUUCAACUACACAUCAUUGUUCAUCCUGUUGGAGCUCGAGCGAUACUUUGAGCUCGCCAACACUUCGGCACUGGUCUACACACACGUCUCGUUGCCAUUCGCAGGUAGUGGUCUGGUCACUACAUCACCCUCGCCAUCAUCAACGCCACGCACACCAACCACUCCAUCAAAGGCUGCACAGUCGGCCACCACACCCACCAAGUCCAAGCCAUCGGGCGGACAGCCAGCAGCCGACCUCAACCCAACGAUUGGAUAUUCGAUGCUCUGGGCCGACAGCAACAACAUCACGUUAAUGUUGAACGACUUGUUUGUGACGCUGCGCGAUGCCGCCACUACACACAGCGGGGGCGAUCGCAACUUGCAAAGCCAAUCGGACUUGUCAUCCAACCCAGCAUCCAUCUCACCCUCGAAGCAUCUGAUUAGGAAGAAGGGCAAUCAGACAAUCAAAAAGAUCGCGCCCAUCACAGCUUCGUCACAGGCCACCUCCUCAGAGUACGUCAGCGAGAGCAAGCUGCAGAACCAGUUGGAGUACUGGUUCUUUUGGUCACAUCCAGACAUUGCUCGAUUAUCCAAUCUACUACAAGACACACUACUGCCCUUCUUUAGUGAGGUCAUAUUCAACCUUGCCGUGCCCAUCACCAUCAAGCUAUCAAACGCGUACAUUGAAGAGCUUCGACCACACUCUGCAUCAUCAUCGCCCUCAAAGAGUCCACAAAAGAACAACAGCAACAAUCAGGACAACGUGUUCCAGCUCAUGGACAGUGGAAAUCAGAAGCUGCAAGAGCUCAUUCAGACAUUGUAUCAACGCCUCAAAGUGGCCGCGUUGAAGGAGAUAGACACAUACUGCAAGGACAACAUAAAGACCCUGGUGAUGAUGUUGGCACCCAUGAGCAUUGAUGACUCGGUGCUCAGCGUGGCCACGUCAAUGAUAUCGGCACACUUGCUCAGGGGUGCCGAGGACGUUAGUCUAAGCCUGGCACAGCAACGUGCGAGGAUCUUGGCGAUUGAGAUCACGUCCAAGAAGCAGACGGUAUCGAUGACCAAGUCGUCACUGCAGCUGCUCAACAUAUCAUUGGCCGACGUCGUCAAGAACAAGGAGCACAGAUACACUAUCACCAGCGUCACAAGCAAUCAUCUCAAGGUUCUGGAUGAGCGCACCGACCUCAGGACCCUUUGCACUCAGCUCGAGGCCAUCCACGAUCAAUUGGCACAGGUGUUUGCCAGCGAGGACAAUGUCGAGCAGUUGCUCACGUCCGAGGAGGACAGGACCAAGCUGACCAACGAUAUCUCCAUCCUCAUUGUCAAGUCCACUGCACUGUUGGAGCAUCACGCGGCCAAGGGCGACACGACCGACAUCCAAUCCAUCCUAUCCACACUUUUCCGUGUGGUACUUUCAGUGUUCACUGACCUCCUAGUCAUUGAGAACUUCUACGAGGCCCAAAGACACAUGGAAAAUGACACCAACAACAACAGUGGAAACAGCGGCAACAGUAACGACCUCAUUGUAACAGUCACAAGUGACAUCAAGGUCAAGCAGACUCGACCCCUAUACAUCAAUCAUUCAAUCAACAUACAUCUGCGCAGCAGUAUCGUCCAGUUCAUCAAGCGAUUGGUUGGCAUACAGACCAGCUUUAAGCAACUGAUACCAACACAUCUGUUGUCACCGCUGCGUAUCUUUGGCCUGGUGCGCCAGACGAACAAUCAAUCACUGGCAUGGAUGCACUGCUACAACUGGAUCUUCCUCACGCUGCUACAAGAUGGUAUAAUUGACUGCACGUCGAUCGAAGGCAGCUGGAACAAUCUGUUUGAUCGAUGUUUCACGUUUUCGGCCGAAGGCGACACCUCGCUCACGGGACUCAUCGACCCAGCUAUCUACGCAGAGAGCAAGAGCAAUCCCAUCAUCAACGGACUCCAGGUGUUGCCGUCCCUGCUUCAGGUGAUCUGCCAGUUUGUCCAGAGCUAUCAUAAUCAUUUCCAGAGUCUGCCAGCGCCAUCACCGCCCGCCACAGUCGCCUAUGAGUACAGCAAGAGGGACUUUUAUCUGUGUCUUGACCUGUUCCAACAGCGACUGGACAAUCUCAAGAGCAAAGAGCAUUUCAAGGCACUGUCCGAGCAGGGCACUCCAUUGGCCGAUCAAUCAAUCACCUUCAUAACAUCGCAACUGUCAUCCAUAUUCAAGAAGUAA